GGAAUUCGACUCCUUGGGCUCCUAGCUUCUCGGCCUGAGCCAUGGAGGAGCUCGAGCGCGAGCGCGUGCGAAGCCCACGGGGGCCAAAGAAGGCCGACCUCAUGGAGCUACCUACCGUGAGCCUUGUGGUUCUGGCGACCCUGGCCUCUGUCUUCGCCCUUGGUUGGCUGCAGAGCGUCUUGGUGCCCCUAACUUUGGCGAUCGGCUUUGCGCAGCUCUUUCAGCCUGUGGUGUGCUUGCUUUCCCGCCUGCCCAGCAACCUCGUCAAGUUCUUUGCUAGGUGCCUGUGGCGGAGGCCUCCCAGCCCUGCACCCGACUCGGGCAGCGUGACAGAGGCCCACGGCAUAUCUUUGCCCGGGGCGGAUUCGCGGGGCUUUUUGGAUGGCUCCAGUUCGCCCACCAGCAGUGCCAUCUCCGAGGAGCUCACCGUGUGGGGUCCAGGCAACAGGAGACACGCAUUCUGCCGGAGGCUGCAGGUUUUCGCUCAGGGCCUUUGGGACAUCAUAGCAGUCCUGAUUUGCACACUCGGCUUGGUGGGCAUUGUGACCUUCUUCGUUUGGUGCAUGGUGCAGGCCUUCGAAGAUUUCGAUUAUUCGAAGUACACCAAUUCGCCAAAGGUGGACAGCAUCAAAGAGUGGCUGAAGCGGCAUGGCGUUGACAUCAGCAAGAUGGAUUGGUCAAGCAUUUGGGCAACGUUCAGAGGGCAGCUUCUGGACACGCUGAAUGCCAUGAUCUCCUUCACAGAAGGCAUAGUUCUUACAUCGCUGAUGUUUUUCUUCUGCUUGUAUGCCCUGGUGCCGAGUCCUCAUCAGAAGAGGAGGCGCACCAAAGGCAUCAAGCACCUGAUGCAGCGCUACUUGCUGUGGAAGACCAUCUCCAGCGCCGUUAUCGGCUGCGCCGUGGGCUUCUGCCUGGCCAUCAUGGGGGUGGACCUCGCCUUCGUGUUCGGAAUUCUCACCUUUGUUUUGAACUUCAUUCCGAACGUUGGAGCUGCAAUUGCCGAGCUCUUGCCUGUUCCACUUGUUCUCCUUGACCCGGACAAGACGCUCAGCGAGGCCGUCUUCGUUUUUGUUGUCCCUUUCAUCAUCCACAAUGUGCUUGGAUGCAUCAUGGAGAACAAGAUGAUGCAGCAUGGCUUGGACCUGCAUCCCUUGAUCGUGGUCGUGGCAUUGACUUUCUGGAGUGCGGUUUGGGGCGUUGCCGGUGCUGUGCUCUCCGUGCCUUUGACAUCUGUCAUCAGGCUUUGGCUGGAGGAGGUGGACAACCCCUAUGCACGCGCUGCUUUCAUGCUGAUCAGCGGGCCGCAGGCAAAGCCGCCAAAGCAGGUAGAGGCCAGACAGGCAGAGGAACUGGAGGCAAAGUACGAGCAGGUUGAAGCUCUCCUCAAGCAAGCCCAGCCAGCGAAUCGCAAGGAGUUUGCGCAGUUCUGUUGGAAGACGGGCAGAGUUGUCAGGCAGCUCAUCAAGCCCGAGUUCUCAGAGGAGCGCGAUUUGCUGUGGCAUGCGUGCAAAGGGCUUUUGAAAGCGGUCUUGGUCAUAGACAAGUUCCAGCCGGGUGUGUUCAUGGACAACUCAGUCCGCACAGAUGUGCUUGAAAAAGACCUGGCCAACAUGCUGCAGAAGCUCAUCACUUACCUCAAGAAGAGGAAGCAGGGUUCAAUCCCUGCGCCAGAGGAAAAGUUGGAGGUUCGGGAACGGAAGAGCAAGAAGCGCGAUCCAGAGGAGAAUGAGGAAAAGUGGGAUACAACUGCCUCCUGGGGUGAGGCCAGCCGCCCUUCGAAGAAGCAGAAAGGUUCAGACUGGUGGGAAGGUGGGGCGGAGAACACGGCUCCAAAGCACCAUGUGGUGGAGGAGAGCGAUCCAGAGGAAGCCUGCCCUGACAAGGACAAGUUUGGGAACUGCUCCUAUGGCCGCCAGUGCGGCUUCUGCUACAGGUGAGCCAUCUGAUAGUCGAGGCUACCAGGGCUUAUCGACAAUGCACGAUGGCAUCGGAGGCGGUCGAUUGUUGCCAUGGAAUUGGUCGUGGAACUUUCUGACCUGCGUCUUCUUAGAAUGCUGCUCGUGAAUUCUGCCAGUGCGGCCAGAAGUUGUGGAA
Effrenium voratum is the source of this 2094-nucleotide messenger RNA. The record is from the annotation of a GenBank genome assembly. Lineage: Eukaryota; Dinophyceae; Suessiales; Symbiodiniaceae.